CACACGCCCACCCACACCCCUCUUCCUCCUCUCACAUCUUCCUCUCUCUCCGAUCUUUCCAAACCGAAUCAACACAAGACAAGAUGGUCAAGUUCACUGCCGGAUUCGCUCUCGCCUCGGUGCUCUCCUUGGCCCACGCCACUGACUUCAAGGCGAGUGCGCGUGAGGAACCUGACCUACCUGCAGCCCUUCUCGCCCAUGCUCGUCGUGGCGCACACCAACGACGUGGCCCUGUUCAAGGAAGGCUUCCCGGCCAGCGAUGCCAUCAAGCUUAUGGCGGAGGACGGCGACAACUCGGCUCUCCUUGAGCUUGCGGCGUCGGACGACGUCGCUCCGUACAUCUGCGGUGCCGUCGCGGGAGAAGGCCCUGUCUUGCCCGGAGAGACGUGGAGGGGAACAAUGACCAUCGACGAGAGCGUCUGCCCCGACCCGGUCUACAGCGUCGUCAGCAUGCUCAUCAACACCAACGACGCCUUCGUGGGCAUCGACUCUGACGACCUCAACUUGUACGGCAGUUCCAAGGUGUUCCCGCCCGCCUUCGAUGCCGGCACCGAGGCCAACAACGAGCUGUGCACCCACAUCCCUGGCCCUGCGUGCCCGGUCGACAGCGGCAACAUCGAGGACGGGCCCGGCGAAGGGUUCAUCCAUGUGCACCGCGGCUUCCACGGGGUGGGCCCGGACCUGGGCGAGGCGAACUACGACUGGCGCAACCCGGUCGCCGAGGUCUUCAUCGCCCGCCAGUAGACGAUACUCGUUGCAGAGUGAUGCAGGCUGAACGUCUGGCGGCGUGGGCGUGGCCCUAGAGUUUCAUGUUUUUUGGUGUUCCCAAGUGUUGUGGCAAAGGACGUUGCGUGUCGACGUGUAGGUUCUACUCGUUAAUGUCGAUGACGUCGCGGCGCCGGAGUCAACCGUACUUGACGGUUUCUCGUUGGGCGAUAGUGUUUCGUUUUUCCCGUAGUCAGCGUGUUUUGUUGGAGCGGUGAAUGGGGAGUGCAUGAAAGUAUCUCACUCAUGUUGGGAAUAUCUUCUGUACGAUUGAUUGUAAGGGUGUGGCAGCCAAAGGCCCAACCCAAGAUAUUGAGGUGCGUUCUUCUUCUAUGACUCUCCUUGGAGACAAAAAAUCGUCCGUACUUUCAUCCGGUGGUGUGUUGUUACCGUUGGUAUCGCCUGGGCUGGCCCAACCAACCACCGAUUGAGUAGAAUGAUGCUUUUCGGCGAAUUUGAGCACUUAAGUGUACCUCAUGUUCCAAGGUGACCAGAGGGGAGGCUCCAACAAUCUGUGUGGAGUUGCGUCCCCGGCCUUUCUUUGUCGGCGAAGAAUGCCCGACAUUGUGCCCUACCAUACUGUCGGCACGUUUGCAGUGGCCUCCUUCCGGUGUUUGUGCCGUCGGGGAGACAGGGCGCCCGGCCCCGCAUGAAACCCUAUCCCUGUGCCUGGUUCAAAGCUUCUGGACCGAAUCCCUGCUAGACAGCCUUGUCGUGGAAUUUCGUUCCGGUAUGGCCAGUAGAGGCGAACGGUGCGCUAAGGUGUUGCAUUAGAAUUUCGACAAUAAGGAUAUCCUUGUGUGUAUCUGUGCU
Molecule: messenger RNA, 1578 nt
Organism: Ectocarpus sp. CCAP 1310/34
Lineage: Eukaryota; Phaeophyceae; Ectocarpales; Ectocarpaceae
Source: the annotation of a GenBank genome assembly